This is a messenger RNA of Psylliodes chrysocephalus, 666 nucleotides long. The record is from the annotation of a GenBank genome assembly. Lineage: Eukaryota; Metazoa; Arthropoda; Insecta; Coleoptera; Chrysomelidae.
AUGCUUGAGUCUGAGCUUGAGUCUUCAAUUCGAUCUACAAUAGUUCUGCUAGAUGUAGAUUUACCAAUUUUAACCGGUGAAGAAUGGCAAUUAGUCAAGGAGUUAGGCAGGAUAUUACGUCCUUUUGAGAGAACCACACGUGUAGUAAGUGGCGAACUUUACAUGUCAGCUUCAAUAAUUAUAGUUUUAACAAAUGGGUUACUAAAUUUUUGCGAGAAACUAUUAAAAAAUAUUGAACUCUUAGAUCUAUCUAAAACUAUUGUAAAAAAAUUACACGAUAGUCUACAAGAACGCAACAACAAUAUAGGGUAUACUAACACAUUAGCUCUAUGCGUGUUUUUAGAUCCGCAUUUUAAAAUGUAUCCCUUUAAAAAUGCAGACGCAGCUGAAAACAGUAGAAAAGGUAUUAUUGCAUCACUAAGUGUAAUAAUUGCCAAGGAAAAACCUAAUCCAGAACCAGAAAAAAUCAGUCAGCAGCACCCUCCACGGCUUCUACGGAAUUGGAUCUAUCAGUUUGGUCUUCUUUUGAUAGUCUGGUUAGUGGCAAACAAAAAAGACAUUAAACGCAUCUUCAAGGGCACUUAUGGAAUUCCAAAGAUAUAUGGAAGAAGACAUAUUGGAAAGACAACAGGAUCCCAUGGUAUGGUGGCGGCAAAACUCAUAUAA